AUCAAACACCGAAAGGCCCUAUCUGAAAGACAAGAUAGAGUGCUGGGGGACCGUUUGCGCCGCUGUCGGGGAGAUCGCCAUGUCGUCCAAGAUGUCACUGGCCACGGAACAAACUCCCCUGAUCUCUCCGCGCGAGGCACGUGUCAGCUGCUGACCCUCGUCAUUCCGUCCCUUCGUACACUUAUGGUAUGGAUGACCGCAGGAUGGCAUGUAUUGCGCUCUCCAAAGACCAUCCCAAAGCUUAUUAAAUUUCAAGUGAUUCUUCAUCGACCCAGCUUGAAGUGGCGAGGCCAAGCCGCACGGAUUCGGACAAGAGAUUAGGCCAAUUCGCAGUUGGUGUUCGAGAUACGGCAUUCUCAUGGAUUCAGGUCUGUCCGACGAGGCGAGAGAUAAGGCUGAGGCCAUCAAGACAGACGCCAACGAAUUUUUCAAGAAGCAAGACUAUGAGAAAGCCAUUGAAUUGUACACAGAAGCAAUCAACUUGAACCCCAACAUACCAGCAUAUUAUGGCAAUAGAAGUUUUGCCCACCUGAGAGUGGAGUCCUUUGGAUAUGCUCUGGCUGAUGCAUCAAAGGCAAUCGAAUUGGACAAGAACUAUGUCAAAGCUUACUACAGGAGAGCUGGUGCUUACAUGUCACUUGGCAGAUUCAAACUAGCCCUCAAAGACCUUGAAGCAGUCGUGAAGGUGAGGCCAAAUGAUGCCGAUGCAAAGAGGAAAUACAAUGAAUGCAAGAAGAUAGUGACAAAGAAUGCUUUCUUGGCAGCCAUAGCAGUGGAGGAGAAUCACAAGUCUGUCUCUGAAUGCAUUGACCUGGACAGCAUGAGCAUUGAGGAGGACUACACAGGACCAAAGUUGGAAAACGGGAAUGUAACUUUGGAGUUUGUGAAUACCCUCAUGGAAACCUUCAAGAAGCAGCAGAAACUUCAUCGCAAGUUUGCUUACAAGAUCUUGAUGGAUGCCAAGAAGUAUUUUGAGCAGCAACCAACAAUGGUAGAGGUUACUAUUUCCCCAGAUUCCAAGUUCACAGUCUGUGGUGAUAUACACGGACAGUUUUAUGAUCUCAUGAACAUCUUUGAUAUCAACGGGCUUCCUUCUGAGGAUAAUCCAUAUUUGUUCAAUGGAGACUUCGUUGAUCGUGGUUCAUUCUCUGUGGAAUGUAUUUUCACACUGAUGAGCUUCAAGCUGCUGUAUCCUAACCAUUUCUUCAUGUCCAGAGGUAAUCAUGAGAGUGCAACUAUGAAUCAGAUGUAUGGCUUUGAGGGAGAGGUGAAGUCAAAAUACACUCCCCAAAUGGCUGAACUUUUCACAGAAGUGUUCAAUCUUCUACCUCUAUGCCAUUUGCUCAACAACAAAGUUUUGGUAAUGCAUGGAGGCUUGUUUUCUCAAGACAACGUCACACUUGAAGACAUAAAAAAAGUAGAUCGGAGAAGGCAACCUCCAGAGGAAGGAAUCAUGUGUGAGCUGCUAUGGUCUGACCCUCAGCCUGAUAAUGGAAGAGCACCAAGUAAAAGAGGUGUUGGUGUCCAGUUUGGUCCAGAUGUUACUGAGAAGUUCCUGAAGAACAAUUCCUUGGACUAUGUUAUUCGUAGUCACGAGGUGAAGCCCGAAGGCUAUGAGAUCAGUCACGGACAGAAGUGCAUCACCGUCUUUUCAGCGCCCAACUACUGUGAUACAAUGGGGAACAAAGGGGCAUUCAUCACAUUCACUGGCAAGGACCUCACACCCAAGUUCACAACCUUCUCUGCUGUUCCUCAUCCCCCAGUGAAGCCGAUGGCCUAUGCUGAUUUUUUCUCAAGCUUAUUUCUAUAGUACAGGUAUUUGUGUCUUAAUUUUUUUUGCUUUCUUUUUCCUGUGCUGGUCCCAUUUAUGUAGGGAAUGUCUGCCAUACACUUCUUCCCAAAGAGAGCUCAGUCAUUCAGGUCAGAGUUGCAGAUCAUAAAGUUUGUGAUAACCAUUAA
This is a messenger RNA of Darwinula stevensoni, 1959 nucleotides long. The record is from the annotation of a GenBank genome assembly. Lineage: Eukaryota; Metazoa; Arthropoda; Ostracoda; Podocopida; Darwinulidae.